Molecule: messenger RNA, 696 nt
Organism: Rhizophagus irregularis DAOM 181602=DAOM 197198
Lineage: Eukaryota; Fungi; Glomeromycota; Glomeromycetes; Glomerales; Glomeraceae
Source: RefSeq, a predicted model, not a curated record
AUGCAAAAAUACACAGAUUUUUGGUUAUAUUUAAAUGUUAAUAACAAUAAUGAUAAUGAUCUUUCCGAACUUGGAAUUGUUAAUGAAUUUAAUAAACACAUGUAUGAAAAAUCACAAGUUUAUUUUAUAUCAAAUCUGGUAAAUUUAAAUAGCGAACUUCAUCAACUUCAAGAAAAUGACAUAAAUAGUUUAUCAGAAAAGAUAAUAAGUUCAAAAAAUGAAGAGCUUUAUUUGAAUUUGCCCAUGCUAAAUUUUCCGUGGUAUAUUAAAAUUAUUUGGAAAAUAAAUGUUAAAGAAAUACAUAAUAAAGAUUGCUUUAUAAAAUUUAUAAUUAAAAGCACUAAUUCUGAACAGUAUAAGGAUUCUGAACUAAAACAUUAUGAACAUGUGUUAAAAUAUGAAGAUGUGUUAAAACUUGAGGGAUUAGGUUGGAUUGAAUAUCAACUUCCAAAAGAUGUAGGUGAACUUUAUGUACAACCUUCAAUUGAAAUAAAUGGUUCUAUCAAUAUGCAAAUAGAUUAUGUUCGACGUAGGAGUAAUGAAGGAGAGAUAACUUGUAUUCCUAACAUAGGUGAUUUAUUACCAAAUUUUCAUAAAAUUUGUCCAAAUGUUCCAGAAAUAUUUAAAUAUAAAUAUUUUUCAAGAAAAGAAAUGGAAAACUUGCUUGAGCUGAAAGAUAUAAUUAAUCACCCAUGA